CUGGCAAGGCCAAGGUGUCCUGUUCUGCAAGGCUGGUCAGUUCAGGAAGUAGACAUGUCAGGCACCUACUGUGGCCCAGGCAUUUUCCCCAAAGAGAGGCAGCUUACCUCCUCCUCCCUCCCUCCCAUUAUUCACUGUGCAAGGCGUCCUGCGCCCAUUGGCUGGGCAGUGGGUGUCUGCGGCCCUUCAGCCCAGCGCCAGCACCCAGAUCCACGUGCGCCCGUGUGUGUGACACAGCCCCGACCUCAGUGGGGGCCAGUAGCCAAUCAGGCGCCGGAACGAGAGGCCCAGCCAAUCGGGGGCGGGGCCUGUGGCUCCGCCGGCUGGAGGCCAAUGAAGGGCAGUGCCUGGCAUUAUGCAACCCGCCUCCUGGCCCCGCGGAGCUUCCACUCGGCUGCGGGCUGCAACGGCGGCGGGCAGGCGGCCGGAGGGCGCUCGCGCGGCCAGGUACUGGCUGUGAUCAAACUUCUCAAUCUUCAGUGGCUUGGGUCUCCCACCAAACUCCCCCAGCCACGCGUCCCGGCCCCCUUGUGCAUCUGUGGUGGCCUCUCCACCUUCCCUGUUCUCCUCCUGCCCUCCCCAUGGCCCAGACAUGAGCGGCCCCCUAGAAGGGGCUCAUGGGGGAGGGGACCCCAGGCCAGGGGAAUCUUUUUGUCCUGGAGGGGUCCCAUCCCCUGGGCCUCCACAGCACCGGCCUUGCCCUGGCCCGAGCCUGGCUGAUGACACGGAUGCCAACAGCAAUGGCUCGAGCGGCAAUGAGUCCAACGGGCCCGAGUCUAGGGGUGCAUCUCAGCGGAGCUCACAUAGCUCCUCCUCCGGCAAUGGCAAGGACUCGGCCCUGCUGGAGACCACUGAGAGCAGCAAGAGCACAAACUCGCAGAGCCCAUCCCCACCCAGCAGUUCCAUUGCCUACAGCCUCCUGAGUGCCAGCUCGGAGCAGGACAACCCGUCUACCAGUGGCUGCAGCAGUGAACAGUCAGCCCGGGCAAGGACCCAGAAGGAACUCAUGAUGGCACUGCGGGAGCUCAAGCUUCGGCUGCCACCAGAGCGCCGGGGCAAGGGCCGCUCUGGGACUCUGGCCACACUACAGUAUGCACUGGCUUGUGUCAAGCAGGUGCAGGCCAACCAGGAAUACUACCAGCAGUGGAGCCUGGAGGAGGGUGAGCCUUGUGCCAUGGACAUGUCCACCUACACUCUGGAGGAGCUGGAGCACAUUACGUCUGAGUACACGCUUCGCAACCAGGAUACCUUCUCCGUGGCUGUCUCUUUCCUGACAGGCCGCAUCGUCUACAUUUCGGAGCAGGCAGGUAUCCUGCUGCACUGCAAGCGGGAUGUGUUCCGAGGUGCCCGCUUCUCGGAGCUCCUGGCUCCCCAGGAUGUGGGCGUCUUCUAUGGUUCCACUGCCCCAUCUCGCCUGCCCACCUGGGGCACUGGGGCCUUGGCAGGUUCAGGCCUCAAGGACUUCGCCCAGGAAAAGUCCGUUUUCUGCCGUAUCAGAGGAGGUCCUGACUGGGAUCCAGGGCCUCGGUACCAGCCAUUCCGCCUAACCCCAUAUGUGACCAAGAUCCGGGUCUCAGAUGGGGCCCCCGCGCAGCCAUGCUGCCUCCUCAUCGCAGAGCGCAUCCACUCGGGUUAUGAAGCUCCCCGGAUCCCCCCCGACAAGAGGAUCUUCACCACACGGCACACGCCCAGUUGCCUCUUCCAGGAUGUGGACGAAAGGGCCGCCCCACUGCUGGGCUACCUGCCCCAGGACCUCCUGGGGGCCCCAGUGCUCCUGUUCCUGCAUCCCGAGGACCGACCCCUCAUGCUGGCCAUCCACAAGAAGAUUCUGCAGCUGGCUGGCCAGCCCUUUGACCACUCCCCUAUCCGCUUCUGCGCCCGUAAUGGGGAGUAUGUCACCAUGGACACCAGCUGGGCCGGCUUUGUGCACCCCUGGAGCCGCAAGGUGGCCUUUGUGUUGGGCCGUCACAAAGUACGCACGGCACCCCUGAAUGAGGAUGUGUUCACUCCCCCGGCCCCCAGCCCAGCCUUGUCCCUGGACUCUGAUAUCCAGGAGCUCUCUGAGCAGAUCCACCGGCUGCUGUUACAGCCUGUGCACAGCCCCAGCCCCACGGGGCUUUGCGGAGUCGGUCCUGUGACUUCCCCAGGCCCUCUCCUCAGCCCUGGCUCCUCCAGUGAUAGCAACGGGGGUGAUGCCGAGGGUCCUGGGCCUCCUGCCCCGGUGACCUUCCAGCAGAUCUGUAAGGAUGUGCAUCUGGUGAAGCAUCAGGGGCAGCAGCUUUUUAUUGAGUCUCGGGCCCGGCCUCCGGCCCGGCCCUGCCUCCCUGCUGCAGGCACAUUCAAGGCCAAGACCCUUCCAAGCCAGUUCCCAGACCCAGACCUGGAGGCGGCCCCUGCUCUAAUCCAGGCCCCACUAGCCUUAGCCCCUCAGGAGGCUGAGAGGAAAGAAGCCUCCAGUUGCUCCUACCAGCAGAUCAACUGCCUGGACAGCAUCCUCAGGUACCUGGAGAGCUGCAACAUCCCCAGCACGACCAAGCGUAAAUGUGCCUCUUCCUCCUCCUGCACCACGUCCUCGGCCUCUGACGACGACAAGCAGAGGACAGGUCCAGUCCCUGUGGGGGCCAAGAAAGAUCCAUCAGCAGUGCUGUCUGGGGAGGGGGCCACCCUGCGGAAGGAGCCAGUGGUGGGAGGCACCCUGAGCCCACUUGCCCUGGCCAAUAAGGCGGAGAGCGUAGUGUCCGUCACCAGUCAGUGUAGCUUCAGCUCCACCAUCGUCCAUGUAGGAGACAAGAAGCCCCCGGAGUCGGACAUCAUCAUGUUGGAGGACCUUCCUGGUCUGGCUUCAGGCCCAGCCCUGAGCCCUAUAGUAGCCCCUGACCCAGCCCCAGAUGCCUACCGCCCGGUGGGCCUGACUAAGGCCGUGCUGUCCCUGCACACACAGAAGGAGGAGCAGGCCUUCCUCAGCCGCUUCCGUGACCUCGGCAAGCUGCGUGGACUCGACAGCUCCUUGGCCCCCUUGGCCCCUGGCGAGCGAGGCUGCCACCAUGGCCCCACACCCCCCGGCCGCCGUCACCACUGUCGAUCCAAAGCCAAGCGCUCCCGCCACCACCAGACCCCCCGGGCUGAAGCCCCCUGCUAUGUCUCCCACCCCUCGCCUGUGCCGCCCUCUGCCACCUGGCCCCCACCACCAGUCCCUACUCCCUUCCCGGCUGUGGUCCAGCCCUACCCCCUCCCAGUGUUCUCCCCUCAAGGAAGCUCCCAGCCUCUUCCCCCUGCCCCUACAUCUGUGCCUCCUGCAGCUUUCCCUGCCCCCCUGGUGACCCCAAUGGUGGCCUUGGUGCUCCCUAACUAUUUGUUCCCUACCCCAUCCAGCUAUCCCUAUGGGGUACCCCAGACCCCUGCCGAGGGGCCUCCUACCCCUGCCUCCCACUCCCCUUCUCCAUCCCUCCCCCCUCUGCCCCCCAGCCCUCCCCACCACCCGGACUCUCCACUGUUCAACUCAAGAUGCAGCUCCCCACUCCAGCUAAAUCUGCUGCAGCUUGAGGAGUCCCUGCGUGUUGAGGGGGGUGCUGUUGCAGGGGGCCCUGGGAGCAGUGCUGGGCCCCCGCCUCCCAGUGAGGAGGCCGCUGAACCAGAGGCCAGACUGGUGGAGGUAACCGAGUCCUCCAAUCAGGACGCACUUUCCGGCUCCAGUGACCUGCUGGAGUUGCUGCUGCAAGAGGACUCUCGCUCUGGCACAGGCUCUGCCGCCUCUGGCUCCGGCUCCUUGGGCUCUGGCUUGGGCUCUGGGUCUGGUUCAGGCUCCCAGGAGGAGGGCAGCACCUCAGCCAGCAUCACGCGCAGCAGUCAGAGCAGCCACACAAGCAAGUACUUCGGCAGCAUCGACUCUUCCGAGGCUGAGGCUGGGGCUGCCCAGGCCAGGGCUGAGCCUGGGGACCAGGUCAUUAAGUACGUGCUCCAGGAUCCCAUCUGGCUGCUCAUGGCCAACGCUGACCAGCGUGUCAUGAUGACUUACCAGGUGCCCUCCAGGGACAUGGCCUCUGUGCUGAAGCAGGACCGGGAGCUGCUCCGGGUCAUGCAGAAACAGCAGCCACGGUUCUCGGAGGAUCAGCGGAGGGAACUGGGUGCUGUGCACUCCUGGGUCCGGAAGGGCCAGCUGCCUCGGGCCCUUGAUGUGAUGGCCUGUGUGGACUGCGGAAGUAGCACCCAGGAUCCUGGCCACCCUGAUGACCCACUCUUCUCGGAACUGGAUGGACUGGGGCUGGAGCCCAUGGAGGAGGGUGGAGGCGAGGGUGGUGGCGGUGGUGGUGAGGGUGAGGGCGGAGAUGAGGCUGGAGCCCAGGCUGGGGCCAGGGUCUCAAGCUUUCAGGACCUGGCCAUGGAGGAGGAGGAACAAGGUGGGAGCUCGUCCAGUCUAGCCUUACCUGCCACAGAAAAUGGCACCAGCUAGACUACGUUUUGGGGCCACCUCUGGGAGUGCGUGAGAAGCUUCCUUCUCCCAUGUCCCAACUCUCAGAACUCAGAUGUGGCUGGACCAACCAAUAGGAAACUGCCCCAGCUUCUACCGCUACAGGGGGCUGGACCCCCAUCACCAGCCCAGGAUCCAGGGGCUGCCUCUGGCCUUUUAGGGAACAGAGGGUGGAACUCUUCAGCCCAGCCUAGAGAAGCCUCACCUCCCAUGCCUGGUGAGGAGUCCUUCCUUCCCCUGGACAAGGUUGCUGACAAGCUGCUGAAGUGGUCUCCCAGCUGAGCCUCAGUCCUGGUCCCCGAGGGUUGGGGCUGCAAUUAUUUAUUGGAGGGGACAGCCCUGUCUCCCACCUCCUCUCCAGAUGGGAGGAGGAGGGCCUGAGGCCUAAGCAGGACCCAGCGGUCCGAACCCCUAGCUGCUCCAGGGUAGGGGAGGUUGGUGGACCAUGGAGUCCCUGGUGCUGCCCCUCAGGUGGGACCCAGGCCUUCUCAGCUGUACCCUCUACCGAUGGCAUUUGUGUUUUUGAUAUUGUGUCUGUUGUUAUUUUUUAAUACAAA
Ceratotherium simum simum (southern white rhinoceros) is the source of this 5025-nucleotide messenger RNA. RefSeq names its product period circadian regulator 1 (gene PER1). The record is from RefSeq and is a predicted model, not a curated record. Gene Ontology annotation, cellular component: nucleus; cytoplasm. Gene Ontology annotation, biological process: negative regulation of transcription by RNA polymerase II; circadian regulation of gene expression; entrainment of circadian clock by photoperiod. NCBI's taxonomy places the organism in Eukaryota, Metazoa, Chordata, Mammalia, Perissodactyla, Rhinocerotidae. Gene Ontology annotation, molecular function: transcription corepressor binding; transcription cis-regulatory region binding.